AUGUCACCGCAAGACACUGCCGGCCGCCCCGGUGAAGACAAGCCGGAGGGCUUGUCCAAGUAUAUCAAGCGCAUGAAGACGGUUCUGCGCGCGCGCUCGAGUUCGAAGCGCCAAUCCCUGGUGGCCGUCCCCGAAUCCGCCGAGGCAUCAUCAAGUACACCAGCUCCACCAACUACAGCUGCGCCCACAUCUCAACCCGAACCCGAUGUCCCCGCGGAACCAGCCAUGGCCACCGACUACAGCGCAAUCCAACAAGAGAAAGCGCGCGCCAUCUUCGCCAAAUACGGCCUCACCCUUGAACCCGGCGAAUGGAAAUCCCCAACGGACAUCCAAUUCGCCCGAGUCACCAAACCAAUCCGCAUGCGUGUCCAUCGCACCUGCCACCGCUGCGAAACAACCUUUGGCCCAGAAAAGGUCUGCGUCAACUGUCAACACCCCCGAUGCAAGAAAUGUCCUCGCUUCCCACCAACCCGCGAGACAGACGACGAUGAGCACCCGCGCGUGCCCCGGCCUCGCGUCGCCGAGAUUCGCGCCCGGCAACCGGGUACGCUCCCUAUUACGCCGCAUCUCAAGUUGACGGGCAACCCUGCCGCACCGCUGGUUAUGCCCUCGCGCACGGGCGGACAGGAUCUCGUUCGGAAACAGGUUGUCCAGCGAGUUCGCAGACGGUGCCACUCGUGCGAGACGAUGUUUGCACCUGGUUCCAAGGUGUGCUCGUCCUGCAGCCAUGUGCGGUGCAAGAAAUGUCCGCGCGAUCCGCAUAAGCCGGACAAGUAUCCUGAUGGAUAUCCCGGGGACGUGGAACCCCCGAGAGUCAAGCCCGAGCGGACGUAUAGGAGACCACGACAGAGGGUGCAUUACAUUUGUCACGUUUGUAAAACGGAUUACAAUGAGGGAGCGAAUUUGUGUGGGAAGUGUGGACAGGCCAAGUGUGCGGAAACUAUACGGAUUCCGCCGAAGAAGAUUAAACGAGAACCGAACCCCGACGUCGUUCGGAGCGUUGAAGAGAAGAUAGCAUCCUUGAAGAUUUCAGAGUGA
This is a messenger RNA of Penicillium cataractarum, 1038 nucleotides long. RefSeq lists its product as uncharacterized. The coding region runs from base 1 to 1038 and encodes 345 amino acids. The record is from RefSeq and is a predicted model, not a curated record. The transcript is spliced from 3 exons. Lineage: Eukaryota; Fungi; Ascomycota; Eurotiomycetes; Eurotiales; Aspergillaceae.